Eucalyptus grandis is the source of this 912-nucleotide messenger RNA. RefSeq names its product pectinesterase inhibitor 9. Gene Ontology annotation, biological process: negative regulation of catalytic activity. The record is from RefSeq and is a predicted model, not a curated record. NCBI's taxonomy places the organism in Eukaryota, Viridiplantae, Streptophyta, Magnoliopsida, Myrtales, Myrtaceae. The transcript has a single exon. Gene Ontology annotation, molecular function: enzyme inhibitor activity. Bases 72 to 689 code for a protein of 205 amino acids.
CAGCAUCAGCUCCUUAGCCUUCCGCCAAUUCCUGCUCCUGCAAAAUCAAGGCUUCUCGACCGUCAGAAACCAUGGCCAAGCUGAGCCUUCCGCUCCUACUGUUUUUCCUCAUUUGUGUUUCAGCCUCGGUUGCGCCGGCCCUCGCGAGGCGCUCACGCUCCCGUACCUACAUAGAGAUGUCAUGCCGCGCAACCAGGUACCCCACGCUGUGCGUCCAGUGCCUCUCUGGCUACGCCAACGGCUCCCUCAAGAGUCCACAGCAGCUCGCCCAGGCCGCCCUCACCGUGAGCCUCUAUAAGGCCAGGUAUACGAAGGCCUACAUGGUCAAAAUAGCCGGGGACCUCAAGGUGAUGAAGGCCCACGACUACCAGCCCGUCCAGGACUGCAUGGACCAGAUUGACAACAGCAUCGACCAGCUCACGCAGUCAAUCAAGGAGCUGCGGCAGUUCGGCCAGGAGACCGUGGGUGACAACUUCUACUGGCACAUCAGCAACGUGGACUCCUGGGUGAGCGCCGCCCAGACUGAUGCCAUGACCUGCCUUGACGAGUUCCCGGGAAAUCGGAUGGGCAAGACCAAGGCCGUGCUCAAGGGGAAGGUCCUGAACGUGGCCAUGACCACCAGCAAUGCCCUGGUCUUGUUCCACAGGUUCGCGGCCAAGUACGGGGCUCGAGCCACGACAAAGCCGUGAGGGCUAACUGAAGAAAGCUGAAGAAUGUUUUUAACAUGAAGGGUUCGUCUAUUUUUUCAAUCUUUUUUUACUCAUCAUACGUUGUUGGGUUAUCUCUUUGUAAUCAAAAAAAUUGUAUAUCAAACAGAUCAUAUAAACUCUCAUGCAAGGCAUGUGAAUAUAUGUCGGUUUUUGUCCUCUUUGCAUGAAAUGUAAAGUGUGGAUAUAUUGAAAUAGAAGUCAA